Messenger RNA from Annulohypoxylon maeteangense, 2652 nucleotides. Its product is annotated as glycosyl transferase family group 2-domain-containing protein. The record is from RefSeq and is a predicted model, not a curated record. The transcript is spliced from 4 exons. NCBI's taxonomy places the organism in Eukaryota, Fungi, Ascomycota, Sordariomycetes, Xylariales, Hypoxylaceae. The coding region runs from base 1 to 2652 and encodes 883 amino acids.
AUGGGCCUGUCUAAUUACUUCAGAGCCGAGAGGCCCAAAGAGAAUAGGAAGAAGACGGCCACGUCUCCCACGCCAGCAGGACCUUUCGCUGAGACGGGUCAUUCGAGUCCGCUGGGAGUAGAUGACUAUGGCCUCCAUCUUCCACCCUCGAACUUUGGCUCGUCGCGAGGAUCAAUUUCAGAACGUUCAGCUCAGUCAAUCAAUAGCUCGGUCUUCUUGGACGAUAUCAAACACGAGGUGAUGGUCAACUACUUAUAUCAACAACAGUGUGCGCACUUGUGGGUUAGUGAUGGAAGUGGUGACGUGGAGGGUGUUCUCCUUCGCAAGUCUAAAGGAACGUAUAUGGCCUGCCCACCUGCUCUGGGAGAUUCGACCUUUGCGAUGGCCUGUUCCGCUCUCAACGUUCAGUGUGCGAUGACGGUAAACUCGAGAGUAAUCAAAACUUUCUUAUCGUGGUCUCCCGAGGCAGUUGAUGUUCCAUUGAUGAACGGCCUUCGGAUUCAGAUUUUGCCAACGCUUGACGACCUAGCAAGAGCGAGGAAGCAUCAAUUUGCCGCUUUCGUUGCAUCUGAGGCUUUGCUCGUCGUAUGGGACGACGAUGCGCUACAUCUUGUCCAACGAGCCAAAGCUAUAGAGUCGGAGUUGAUGGAGCUUGUAUGGCAGAGCGGCGAGAUCGGUGAUGACGACGGGGAGAAAGGCCCCGGAUAUCUGGCCGAGGAAGCCGAGAUAGACGAGGAGAGCGGUCAGAUCAAGCCCGAGAAGCGACCGAUCCAUCUGCUAAACACAUAUCUUGUUUCUAUCGUCAUAGUAUUGGUUACUGUCUCCUUGGGUGCUGCUUGGAGGCAGCUUGCUAUCGAGGUAUCUGUUGACAAUAGCUGGGUGCGUUUGGGCCUGCUGGCGCUUUUCCCGAUCCAGGUCUUCUUUUCUCUAUUCUUCGCUCAGGUACUCGUCGGUUGCCUAGCUCAGAUCUUUGGUCCUAUCCGCCAACUUACCAUCAACUCCAAAUUUUACUCUGCCCGGCCGCCGCCGAGGCUACGAACCGCGACUUUACCACACGUUACCGUACAAUGCCCUGUUUAUAAAGAGGGUCUAGCAGCAGUGAUUCAACCUACCGUCCGAUCAAUAAAACAAGCCAUCAGCACCUACGAAUUGCAAGGCGGUUCUGCGAACUUGUUCAUUAACGAUGAUGGCCUUCAACUCAUAUCCGAAGAAGAGCGACGAGCUCGCAUUGACUUUUACGCCGACCAUAGCAUCGGUUGGGUCGCCCGUCCUAGGCACGGCGAGAAUGGUUUCUUGCGCCGCGGCAAGUUCAAGAAAGCAUCGAACAUGAACUUCGCUCUUAUGAUUUCUUGCAAAGUUGAGGAGCAGUUAUCUCUUUACGACCGUGGCCCCGAAUGGUCCCAAGCCGACGAGGCUCUAGCAUAUGAAAGAUCGUUGAAGGAAGUUCUCGAGGAGGAUGGGCGAGCUUGGGCUGACGGCAACGUCCGCGUCGGCGAUUAUAUCCUCAUCAUCGACUCCGAUACUCGCGUUCCUUCCGAUUGCCUUUUGGAUGCCGUUUCCGAAAUGGAACAGUCUCCCGACGUCGGCAUCAUGCAGUUCUCAUCUGGUGUUAUGCAGGUCGUCCAUACCUAUUUUGAAAAUGGGAUCACCUUUUUCACCGAUCUCAUAUAUAGCGCCAUUAGGUAUACAGUGUCCAACGGUGAUGUCGCGCCGUUCGUCGGCCACAACGCGAUAUUACGAUGGAGUGCUAUCCAGCAAGUGUCCUACGAAGAUGAGGAUGGCUAUGAAAAGUUCUGGUCCGAGUCACAUGUGUCGGAGGACUUUGAUAUGUCUCUUCGUCUACAAUGCAACGGCUAUAUCAUCCGCCUCGCCGCCUGGGCCGGUGAAGGAUUUAAAGAAGGUGUAUCCCUAACCGUGUACGAUGAAUUGGCUCGAUGGGAAAAGUAUGCGUACGGCUGUAACGAGCUACUUUUUCAUCCGAUCCGUAAGUGGAUAUGGAAAGGUCCGUUCACGCCUUUAUUCCGCAGAUUCCUCUUUUCCAAUAUCCGCUUUACGUCGAAAGUCACCAUCAUCUCAUAUAUCGGUACUUACUACGCUAUCGGGGCCGCGUGGAUCAUGACAUCCGUCAACUAUUUCAUCAUGGGAUGGUUCAACGGCUACCUGGACAAGUAUUACAUCGACUCUUGGCAGGUUUGGUUCUCUAUCAUCAUCGUUUUCAACGGCCUCGGUAAUGUUGCACUGGCCGUUAUGCGAUACCGUGUUGGAGAGCGCACGCUUAUGUAUGCGAUCUACGAAAAUUUCAAAUGGACGUUCCUCCUGGCCAUUUUCUUGGGCGGCCUCUCACUCCAUGUCAGCCAAGCCAUAUUGGCCCACAUGUUCGAAAUCGACAUGACUUGGGGAGCGACAUCGAAGGAGGCCGAGUUCUCCAACUUCUUCAUAGAAGUUCCUAAGGUGCUGAAAAAGUUCAAGUUCUCCAUGCUCUUCUCCCUACUCUUCAUCGUAGGGAUGAUCGUUAUAGCCGUCGCGCCCAUCGUCCCUCAUAACUGGCGCAUUACAGAUUUUGUGGCUAUUCUUCCCAUGGCAACUGUCGCAAGUAGUCAUUUCCUGUUGCCUCUUGCUCUGAACCCUGCGCUCAUGACUUUUUCAUGGUAG